Molecule: messenger RNA, 1792 nt
Organism: Pieris brassicae (large cabbage white)
Lineage: Eukaryota; Metazoa; Arthropoda; Insecta; Lepidoptera; Pieridae
Product: glucose dehydrogenase [FAD, quinone]-like
Exons: 4
Coding region: 68-1570 (500 amino acids)
Molecular function (GO): flavin adenine dinucleotide binding; oxidoreductase activity, acting on CH-OH group of donors
Source: RefSeq, a predicted model, not a curated record
CUUCAAUUAUAUAGGACUGUGUUGUUAUUAUAGUAAUUAUUGAUCACAGAACAUUCUAUAUGAAAAAAUGGUACUUCUCACGAUUUUAGCGAAGAUCGACGUAAAAUUGAUCGCACCACUUCUUGCUGUGGUACAGAUUUCAAUUAUAACAAUUUCUGAGAACAUCAAAUAUCAGAAUUAUCCACCUCAAGCUAAUUGUUCUGAUGGAGAUAGUUUCGACUUUAUAAUAAUAGGUGGCGGAGGUGCUGGCUGUGUAAUGGCCAACCGGCUAAGUGAGAUCUCGAAUUGGUCAAUUCUCGUUAUUGAAGCUGGAGAAGAUCCGCCACUCGCAUCUGAUAGUCCAGGAAUUUCAACGCUAGUAGCACCCAAAUUGCCACGAUGGGAAUUCCAUUCUACGGAUGAUCAAUACUCUAGUCAAGCGCUGCAGUCGAAGAAAAUAGUUUAUUCUCAAGGAAGGAUGACAGGUGGAUCGACUGGCUUAAACUUUAUGUAUUACGUCAAAGGCAACGACAAAGACUUUGGUGAAUGGGUCGACAAAGGUAAUAAGAAUUGGGAUGCGGAAAUGGCACGCAAAUAUUAUUACAAAUCCGAAAGAUUUACAGACAACGAAAUACUUGCCAGUGAAACAGGUCCAUUGCAUAACACAAAAGGAUAUCUAGGAGUUACUAAAUAUGACUGGCAGAAAGAAACUAAGGAAUUAUUUAGCGCGUUGAAGCAAAACGGUCGUAAGAUUCUACAAGACACAAAUGGGAACGAGCAAAUCGGAUACUCACUACCACAAUUCUCAAUAGCCGAUAAACUAAGACAGAGUUCCAUUGUAUCCUACAUUAGACCGAUAAAUAGGCGAAAUCUUUCACUACUUAGAAGUAAUUAUGUCAGUAAAAUAACCAUUGUUGGCGAUGUUGCUAUUGGUGUAGAAGUUACUGACAAGGAUGGUAAUGUUAAAAAGCUAAAUGCUAAGAAAGAAGUAAUUUUAUCAGCAGGAGCAAUAAAAAGUCCACAAGUACUCAUGGUAUCUGGGAUAGGACCUAAAGACGAGUUACGAAAAUACAACAUUCCAGUAGUUAUUGACUCACCACACGUCGGUGCUAACUUUCAGGAUCAUUCGAUAAUUCCCAUAAUGAUUUCUGGAAAGAAAGAUUUCUUCUUUAAAUCAUAUUUAAGUGAUUUAGAUGUCCUUAGUAAAAUAGAUGAAUUUCCAAAACCUUGCGUCAUGGGAUUUGAAGCAUUAGAUAAAAAUGACACUCAGCCACAGUAUCAAGUGAUAGCUUUUCCUUUUCCACAUGGCAGUUUGUUCAGCACACUUAUGUGUGUCGAAGUAUUUAGAUGGAACCAAAAAAUUUGUGAAAACAUAGCUGAAGCAUCUCAUCAUGAUGUGUUAUUUGCACUUAUCGUACUAUUACACCCUAAGUCUCGGGGAUAUGUAGGUAUUAAAAGUAAUAAUCUAAAAGAUAAUCCCGUUAUUACAACAAACUAUUUUGCUGAUAAGGAAGAUAUAAAAACUUUUGCACGUUCAGUCGAAGACUUUGUUUCAAUAGUCAACACGCCCGUUUUUAAAAAAGUUUUAUGACAGUUGCUGAUCUGGAUGUAGAGCAAUGUAAACUCAUACCAUUUGCAACACCAAAGUACUGGGAAUGUUAUGUUUUGAACAUGGCUUCUACACUUUACCAUCCAGUUGGUACAUGCGCAAUGGGUCCAAAAGGUGUAGUAGACGAAGAUCUUCUCGUAAGAGGUUUGAAAAAUUUACGAGUGGUAGAUGCCAGCGUUAUGCCAACCAUAGUAAGUGGAAAUA